Messenger RNA from Haliotis rufescens (red abalone), 2253 nucleotides. RefSeq lists its product as uncharacterized. The transcript has 2 exons. Bases 414 to 1856 code for a protein of 480 amino acids. Gene Ontology annotation, cellular component: transcription regulator complex; nucleus. The record is from RefSeq and is a predicted model, not a curated record. NCBI's taxonomy places the organism in Eukaryota, Metazoa, Mollusca, Gastropoda, Lepetellida, Haliotidae. Gene Ontology annotation, biological process: regulation of transcription by RNA polymerase II.
UUCCGGAGCGUAACUCAAAAACCCUGGCAAAAUAAUGUCUAAAAUACGAUACUAGUUCGUUCAUAAACAGUCAUCAAUACGUUCAUCUCGUCUUUAUCCCGUCUGCAGUCCGUUGGUAUCAAGUUCAGAUCGAGUAAAAUUGCUCGUUCACCUCAUGUGGAAAACCUUUCCAAGCAGUCCAAGCCCGUCCGUAGUCAGUUUAAACCCGUUUUGAACUAGUUCUACCAAGUUCCCAAUACGUCCAAACCCGUUGUAACUAGUUCUCAACUCGACCAUCACGUUCGCAUACAGUUCACCACGUCCCAAUCUCGUCGCUAUUGCGUGCGGAACGUAAUAGCAAUCGCGUCCUGGCCCAACUGCUAUAAAUACCAUGCGCAUUGUUGCCAGUCCUCAUUCGAGUUCACCGCUUCAAGAUGCCUCCAAAGAGAUAUGCAUCCAGAAAGUCGAGCCGUGUGAAAGCAGCCAGUACUACCCCAAGAUCCCCAAGCCCUGAUGAAGCCCAUGCACAUCCCCUCGGUGUUGCUGAAUCUCCCGAGCCUGCCCCUGAGUGUGGGAUUCAAGAGAUGGAGAGAGAGGUAUCCCCUGGACCCUCUGAUGCCUCUGCCUCAAAGUCAGAGGAUGCAGAAGAUGCAGAACAGAGUCAGAAGGCCAAGAAGAAGAAAGCCAAGACCCUCACCCAUCUCACCAUGGACCAACAAGAAGCCAUGGUUGACUGGCUCAAGGCCCAUGAAGUCCUGUACAAUAGGAAGCUCGAGAGCUAUAAGGACACAAAGAAAAAGGGCUUCCUGUGGCAGCAGCAAGCAGAGGUGAUGGGCGUGAACGUUGAUGAGCUGAAGAUAUGGUAUACCAGCCUGAGGACCCGGUUCACCAAGCUGAAGAAAAAGAAGUCUGGUGAUGGUGCCCCUGAUCACUCAGAGAGAGACCAAUGGGUGCUCGACAACUUCUCUUUCCUGGCUCCCUUCACGUAUGAAGUGAAGAAAAGGACACUACUCAAGUCCAAGUUACUUCUACCAUCAGAUACAACUCCCGACCCCAUAGAUGACAAUGACUUCAUCCCUCCCUCUGGGCAGAUGGCAAGUCAGGUGUCUGACAGUCAACAGCAGGCUGCCCACAGUACAGCAGCAUUCACCACCACCUCCAGAUCUUCCACACCACAACCUAUGCACUCUUUCACCUCUGCCGUGAGCGGCAAGAUGGACCAAUUCAUGGAAAUGCAGAAUCGUGUCAUGCAACAGAUGGUCAGGCCAAACACAGACCGGAUGAAGGAGGCGUUCAUAGAAUACAUCAGGGAGUCUGUUUAUGAAAUCCACCCAGCCUUGUGGGAAGAUAUGCACAGAGACAUAAUGAAGACUGUGCUUAUGUAUAAGGACAGGGAAAGUCAGCUGAAGAGGGCCCAACAGCGAGCAAGAGCUACGGUUCCAGCUGAACCAUGUGGGUCCUCAUCUGCUUGGCAGCCACCUCCACACAUGUGGCCAUCCACUGUCCAGAACCCACUGAGUGUGUGGGGGUCCGCGGAGCGUGCCUGGGUUCAACAACAGUUCCCUCACGACCAGCGAUUGUCCCAGCAUCAGCAACAGCCACAGCAGUUCUUCCAGCCACAACAGCAAACAUCCUUCUCGAGGCAGGAUCGACAACAGGGCAAGCAGCAGGACAUAUCUGCACUCAACAUCUCAUCAUUAACCCCCAUGGCCUCCAAAUCUCUCCAAGUCCACGGUGCGAACACCAGCUUCUCCUGUGGUAUCAGCUCGUUCCUGGAGGGAGUGCAACAGCAGCGUCUUCAGCAGGAGGCUGAACAGGAGGAACCCCCGCAGUCUCAGGAUCAUAGACUUAAUAUUAGCAGCAGUGAUUGUGACUGAUAGACCUUUUGUUUUGUGCAAAUGAUUAUGUUGCAUAUGAUGACAUGUUUUAGGAUUGUCUGAUCAAGAGAAUGAACAGAAGCAGUGAUUGUGUGUUUUGUGCGAAUGAUGAUUGUGCAAACGAUGGCUAUAUGAUUGUCUGAUACUUAUUUUUGACAAAACGUUUUAAUUUAAGUGUUACAAGGUGUUACCAAAAAUAUAUAAAACAAUGUUAUAAUUUCUUUCUGCCGUGUUUUAUUCAUUUUAAGUACAAGGUUACAAACAAUCGUCACUACAUACAUUCGUGGUCACAGUCCAUACAAUUAACUUCCCAUUUCCCUGGCCCCUCUCUUAUAUUUAAGGUCAACAACAAAAAUCUGUCCCUCUCUAGAACAUUAUGAAAAGGACAAUUUUCCAU